CAUGAGUUGGCCCAGCAAACACAUACCAAUAUUUUUGCAGGCGAUUCUUGUUACAGCCUGAGCCGAUCUUAUAUUCGUUCUACAGGAUCACUGAUUAUUGUUCAUAGACGGUUAUCUGCAUUGCGGUGGAAUCAUGUUCUUGACGAGAGUUUUUGGACGGAGACUUUUUGCAACAGCAAGAUCAGAAGCUUCUGAUGCGGGAGCUGCAGCUGCAAGUACUUUUGGAACUGCACGUAACCCCUUCGAGGAGUUCUUUGAGACAGAUAGAAAUCCCGAGGAGGAAAAACCUGUUGUUAACGGACGGAGUUGGAAGGCUUCAGAAUUGCAUCUCAAGUCUUGGGAUGAUCUUCAUAAGUUAUGGUAUGUCCUGCUGAAGGAAAAAAACAUGCUCAUGACUCAACGUCAGAUGCUUCAUGCUCAAAACUUGCGGUUUCCCAAUCCUGAGGGUUUGCCUAAGGUAAGGAAAUCAAUGUGCAGAAUCAAGCAUGUACUCACUGAAAGAGCAAUUGAUGAUCCAGAUCCACGAAGGACUGCUGAGAUGAAGCGGAUGAUAAAUGUUUUGUGAUGCCUUUCUGAUUUAGAAUGUUAUCAUGUAUGAAUAAACUGCACUAGCGAUUAUGGAUGUAGUUUGUGUAUUGAGAGCAUUUUGCUUGUAUAGUUCUGUGUACUACAUUUAUGCAUCAAUAUCUUUGCUGAGAUACGAGAGGUGAUUAAUCUGCCACAAAACUUAAAAAGAUUUAUUUAUUAUGAUAAAUAUAUUUUGUUUAA
Molecule: messenger RNA, 768 nt
Organism: Erigeron canadensis
Lineage: Eukaryota; Viridiplantae; Streptophyta; Magnoliopsida; Asterales; Asteraceae
Product: 39S ribosomal protein L47, mitochondrial-like
Exons: 4
Coding region: 134-565 (143 amino acids)
Biological process (GO): mitochondrial translation
Cellular component (GO): mitochondrial ribosome; mitochondrial large ribosomal subunit
Molecular function (GO): structural constituent of ribosome
Source: RefSeq, a predicted model, not a curated record